This is a messenger RNA of Morchella importuna, 222 nucleotides long. RefSeq lists its product as uncharacterized. Lineage: Eukaryota; Fungi; Ascomycota; Pezizomycetes; Pezizales; Morchellaceae. Bases 1 to 222 code for a protein of 73 amino acids. The transcript is spliced from 2 exons. The record is from RefSeq and is a predicted model, not a curated record.
AUGCUAAAUUAUCUAAUUGCAAACGGGAACAACGACGGUGGUGCCGGAAAUGAUGCUGCUCCAAAUGCUCAAUUGGCCGCUGAUGCUCCUCCUCCUCCGCCUCAAAACCCAAUCGUACCACAAGAGGUUAGGCUUGCGGGUAGCAGAAUGUUAGAGAGCUGGUAUGAACAGGACAUAAAGGAGGAGCCAGUUAUUGUGUAUGCGAACUCUACAAAAAAAUAA